AGUGGGGGGUGGGGAGGUGGGGUGGAUUCCAGCCCCUAUUUGACUUUUCCUUCUCUGUGAAAUCUGCAGCUGCCCCAUUUCUGCUAACCUUAUUAACCUGAUUCUUAAAGCUUUAUCAUGAAGACUACCAGAAGGAAAAGCAAGGAUUGAAGGAGAUAUCAAUGAUCGGGGGAAUAUCAUGCCCUGAGCUUUGACAGGUUCUUGCAUUCCUUAGCCACACAACACUAAUAUCCUCGCAGUGGUCUUCAGGCCAUAGUUGUUACGAAGUUCUCAGUGACUUCUUACACCCUAAAGAGAGUUAAAAAUAAGAGAUUCUUUAGGUAUCCUCAAAGAUGUUUACCAUAGAAUGCUUUAUAAUAAUGAGAAGCUGGGGGGAAAAAAACCAAAAACCUAAUAGGGAACUGGACAAGUAAAUGAUAGGAUAGCAGUAUAAGAGAAUCUCCGUACUCGUGAAUUAUGGUGUAGACGACGUUUCAUAUGAGAAAACAGAGUAUUUCUGAAAGGAAAGAAACAAGACCACAAAUUAGCAUGUAUAAUUGUAUUCCUUUUUUUGUGUUGUGAAAGUGUAGAUAAUAUAAUAUUUGCCAGUCCAACAUUUUUCACAUAUAUAGUAUAGUUUUAUCACUUUUAGAAAAAUGAUUAACCCAGCAGGUACCAAAAAAUAAUAGUGCUUGGAUCCAGCUAGGGAGGGAAAUUUGUAAGUUUUUAUUUAUUUUUAAUUAUAUUUUAUUGAGUUUUUAUUGGAAGUUUACACAGAAAGUUAGGUUCCCAUUUGACAGUUUCCACAGUUAGUUCAGUGACAUUAGUUACAUUUAUCAGAAUCUGUCAGCAUUUCCUUUUUAUUUUUUAACAGUUUCUGCAUGUACAAUUUAGUAACAUUGGUUACAUUCUUCCAGUUGUGCAACCCAUUCUCACCUUUUCUGAGUUGUUCCUCCCUCAUUAACAUAAAUUCACUGCCCCCCCCAGGUUCCUGUCUAAUCUUUCAAGUUGCUGUUGUCAAUCUGAUCCUCUGUAGAUCUUAAAAGAGCUAUUUUUGUAUUUUUAAUGCUUGUUUAUGUUUUCUGAAUGUUCAUGGAGCAUGUAUUUCUGUUGAUUUUGGAAAAAUCAUUUUUAAAAACUGUCAGUACAGUUUUCAAGAUGUUGGACACUUGAUUCUCAUGCACACGGUCAGCACAUAUUGGGUUUUCUUUACCUGGUAAGUAAGGGAACCAACAGGAUGACAAAGCCAGUCCAAAAGAGAGUGCAACGAAACUGGGAUAUUCAUAGUGCGUGUGAACAAGGAAACUUGCUGCGUGUCCCACCAUGCAGUGAAACCAUAACCUUUGGGAUUAUCUUUCCUUCUGGACAAAAAGAAAAAUUAUUGCCCCUUAUCAGUUUUCUUGGAAACUCUGGUGGCGUUGUGGUUAAGUGCUACAGUUGCUAACCAAAGGGUUGGCAGUUCGAAUCCGCCAGGCGCUUCUUGGAAACUCUAUGGGGUAGUUCUACUUUGUCCUAUAGGGUCACUAUGAGUCAGGGUCGACUCGACGGCACUGGGUUUUUGGGUUUUGGUUUAUCAGUUUUCUAUAAGUUCGUGUCUAAUUUUAAGUGGCCCAGUAAAAAACCAGUUGCUGACUUGUUUCUAACUCAUAGCAAGACUUGUAAAAUAAGUGGAAUCUAAUAAAUGGUAAAAUAAAGUUAUUUUCCCCUGGUCAAAUGAUCCUUAAAGAAGUUUGUAAAGCUUGUUCUAGUGUGACAUACAGAGGCAUUUCUAUUUCUUAUUUCAUUUCCAAGUUUUGGAUAAAUUAUCUUACCCUAACAAAAAUCAUCACUGUUUUAGCCUACGGCGAGUAGAAGAACCCAAUAGAUUAUCAAAUUGAGCUGGAAAGAGUCCUCAUGGUCAUUGAGUCCAAUAUCCAGUUUUACAGGUGAAUUUUUGUGGCUUGCUUGGUCACGCUGUAGCUUUGGAACUAAAAUUCUUAAUUUUUUUGCAUUCAAAAAUUUUUUUUUGAAGUUCGAUACAGUACAGCAGCUUGAACAAGUGAACCUUACGAAAGAAUAAGGUUUGUAGAUACAUUUUUCCCAGAGAAAAUUAAAUACAGAAGUGGGGCUUUAGGCCUGGCUAUGACUGGCCGCCCUUCGGUGAGUCGUUUCAUUUGUCUCCUGGCUCGGUUUCUUCAACUACUGAAAUGAAGGAGCUGCAGUAGAUGGUUUUUAACUAUGGUGCCCCUAGGACUCUAGGUUGUAAGAACAUGUUGAGCCUGUGCUAUUCCGUCUCCAGUUUUACACAUGGAAGGCAACGACGGCUUCAGCUAUGCGCUAUAUUUUAGGCUUCUGGUGAUAGGAAGGAGUUAUUAGGCCUGGGGUUUGAAGUGAAGAAGAGAAGUGGAAGAGCUGGGGUUUCUGGAGGGGCUGAAGAAGGUGACAGGGAUGUAGUAAGGUCGAGGGGCAGAUUGAGAGGCAAGAGGAGAACUGAAACUGUGUUCCACAAACCUGACAGCCACUACCUCAGCGGAAGGAGGUCUAGCAGGGCUUUCUGUGGCUGUGAAAAUGGGAGAGCUGAGCAUGGCAGGCACCUGAGGUCAGGCAGAGAUGGUAAACAGCCUGGUAACAGUAAGCAGAAACAGUGAACGUCAGCUGUUAUCAGUCUUUGGGAUGUCUCUGGUUUGAGCAGGUAUUUAGGUAAAGUUGGGAAGUUGUCGAAGGCAGCAGUGCCCUCUACAGAAUUUCUGGGCAGGCCGACGGGCCUUCAGAUCAGCCACUACCUAAAGCCUGACUGCUACCUUCAUGAUGCAGGUGGUUGGCUUCACUUCAUUUUGAGUUGGGAGAUUCUGACUGAUGCUAAACAAACUCAGACUACCAGUAACAGAUAAAAGCAGAACAGUGGCAGCUUGCCCAGAAGCAGUCUCUGUGCGUACAACGAGGUAACCACCAGUUGUCCUCGAAUCAAUUCUGACUCCUGGCAACCCCAUGUGAGUCAUAGUAGAACUGUGCUCCAUAGGGUUUUCAGUGGCUUGUUUUUUUAGAAGUCGAUCACCAGGCCUUCUGAGGCACCUCUGGGUGGACUCAAACCUCCAACCUUUUGGUUAGUAGCUGAGCACAUUAGAUGUUUGUACCACCCCAGGGACUAUACACAACUUGAUAGGAACAUGAAUUAUCAGGAGGUUUUAACCAAGGAAUCAGAGCAGGGGAGAUGGUUAUAGGGUUUGAAGGGGUAGCAGGCAUUUGGGUUUUUACGGCUGUUGGCGUCAGUAUCUCUAAUUGGCACCUGCUGUAUGACUGCCUCAAAAUCAGGAUUGGAGGGAGACUCAUUAACAACCUGCAAUAUGCAGAUGACCCAACCUUGCUUGCUGAAAGCCAAGAGGACUUGAAGCACUUACUGAUGAAGAUCAAAGACGACAGCCUCCAGUAUGAGUUAUACCUCAACAUAAAGAAAACAAAAGGUCCUCACAGCUAGGCCAAUAAGCAACAUCACAUAAACGGAGAAAAUACUGAAGUUGUCAAGGAUUUCAUUUUACUUGAAUCCACAAUCAAUGCUCAUGGAAGCAGCAAUCAAGAAAUCAAAUGAUGUAUUAUAUUGGGCAAAUCAACUGCAAAAGACCUCUUUAAAGUAUUAAAAAGCAAAACAUCACUUUGAGGAUUAAUGUUCUCCUAACCCAAGCCAUGGUAUUUUCAAUCGCCUCCUAUGCAUGCGGAGCGCUGGUGGCACUGUGCUUAAGUGUUCAGCUGCUAAUGAAAAGGUCAGCAGUUUGAAUCCACCAGCCGCUCCUUGGAAACCCUUUGGGGCAGUUCUGCUCUGUCCUGUGGGGUCGCUAUGAGUUGGAAUCACCUCGAUGGCCAAGGGUUUGGUUUUUGUUUUCUCCAUAUGCAUGCAAAAGCUGGACAGUGAAUAAGAAAGACCGAAGAAGAAUUGAUGCCUUUGACAAAUUACGGUGUUAGCAAAGAAUAUUAAAUAUACCAUGGAUUUCUGGAACAACAAACAAAUCUGUCUUGGAACAAGUAUAGCCAGAAUGCACCUUGGAAGCAAGGAGCGUUCAUCUCACAUACUUUGGACAUGUUAUCAGGAGGGAUCAGCCCCUUGAGAAGGACAUCAUGCUUGGUAGAGGGUCAGCAAAAAAGAGGAGGGCCCUCAAUGAGGUGGGUUGACACAGUGGCUGCAACAAUGGGUUCAAACAUAAUGAGAAUCAUGAGGAUGGCACAGGACUGGGCGGUGUUUCAUUCUUUUGUACACAGGAUUUCUGUGAGUUGGAAUUGACUAAGUGGCCCUUAACAACAACGACUCUAACUGCCUAGGUGGGCUUGCCAGAUUUCAGCUCUCGCCUCUAGCUCACCUGUAGCAUUGUUUCAGUAGCUGACCUUAACUUGUCCAAAGUUCUUUCUUUAGGUACGGUUGUUGUUUGUUGUUGUAUGCCUUCGAGUUGAUUGCGACUGACAGUGACCCUAUAGGACAGAAUAGAACUGGGCCAUAGAGUUUCCUAGGCUGUAAUCUUCAUGGUUGCACAUACCUGGUCUUUUCUCCCUCGGAGCCACUGGUGGGUUCAAAUUACUGACGUUUCAGCCAGCAGCCGAGCAUUUAACCCUUGAGCCACCAGGGCUCUAAUAUCUCUUAAAGGUUACCUAGAAGACGUGUUGUUAUUGUUGUAAUUACCGUCCGGUCGAUUCUGACUCACAGCUUCUGGCUCAGAGGCCCCAGGUGUGGCAGAGUAGAAUUAUUCUCCGUAGGAUUUUCGAGGCUGUGACCUUUUCAGAAGCAGCUAGCUAGGGCUGUCUCCUGAGAUACCUCUAGGUGGAUGCAAACUGCCAACCUUUGGGCCCAGUAGUGAGCACCUAACCAUUUGCUCCGUCCAGUGGCUCCUCUAGAAGGCUUAAAACCUGGAAUCCUAGUGUCAGUUUUAGAGGACGAUUGUUUUUUUCCUGGGUUUCUGAGUUCUCAGAGCCAAUUUUCUCUUGUUAGAUGCCAUUGAGUUGAUUUUUGACUCAUAGUGACCCCAUGUGACAGAGCAGAACUGCAGUUUGAAUCCACAAUCCGCUCCUUGGAAACCCUAUGGGACAGUUCUCUUCGGUACUAUAGGGUUGCUAUGAGCCAGAAUCCACUUGAUGACAAUGGGUUUUUUGGCUUGGUAUUUUAUUUUAAAGAUUAAAUGAACCAGUUGACUGUGUCCAGCACAUAGUAGGUACAGAUAUAGUAGCCAGGAUCCCAUUAUUUUGUAUUUAUGUAUAUCUUUCAUUCCCAUAGUCAGACACUGGGCCCCAAUAUGGUUAAGAAACUUUUUCUUAGCUUCCAAAUAACAAAACCAACAUCAGAACCCAGUAAUACUCUUCCUAGUGCCCUGGGAUCCCUCUCUCAUCCCCAACCAGUACCUUCCUAAAAGGGCAUCUGUACAGUCACUUCCGUUGAUAGGUAUUUGACUCAUUGUUGCAGUCAGAACUUUUCAUAGCCCACAGUGACCCCUCUUUACGAAGCAAAGGUCCCAAGCAAGUUAAGUGACUGGGCUGAGAGGAUAUUGAUGCAAUAAUGGCAAAAUGGGAACUGUAACCCAGAUCUCAUGACGGACAUGUGAAAAAGUACAAGGCCAUAUUUUAACAGUUUUACAUGGGGUAACUGGUUGCCACUGAAUACUUAAUAGUGGGGCUUCCUUUCUACCCAGCCUGGGUUUAUUUCACUCUGACAAAAUCUUUUAAUCUCCCCUCCCAGUUUUAGACUUCACUUGAAAUUGAUCUGCACUUGUAAAGUGCUAAACCCGUGCUGGUGAGAUGAGAAGGCUGACUUGCUUAUAGAACCGGAUAACCAGAGAUCAAAGACAAAUGCCUGAAGAUCACAGAAACAGUUGCUCUGACUUUUUUUCUCGGAUAAGACGCAGUCUAGGGCCCCGAAGCCCUGUAUUUACCCAAAGACUCUUUUGAUAAAAAAUUUAGGACAAUGAAUCUUGAAAACGGUGGAGCCACAUCCAAGAGCAUUUUUGAUCUGGACUAUGCUUCAUGGAAAAUUCGCUUAACGCUAGCGGUAGCUGGUUUUUUCUUUUACCUGGGUGUCUUCAUAGUGUGCCACCAGCUGUCUUCCUCUUUGAAUGCCACUUACCACUCUUUAGUGGCCAAAGAAAAGGUCUUCUGGAAUCUGGCAGCCACUCGCGCUGUCUUUGGCAUUCAGAGUAUUGCCGCAGGUUUGUGGGUUUUGCUGGUGGACCCUGUUCUUCACGCUGAUAAAGCACUUAACCAGCAGAACUGGAGUUGGUUCAGUGUGGCAACAGCCACUGGAUUCUUCUUCUUUGAAAACGUAGCAGUUCACCUGUCCAACUUGUUUUUCCGGACCUUUGAUUUGUUUUUAGCUACCCACCAUCUCUUUGCCUUUUUUGGAUUUCUUGGCCUAGCUGUCAAUCUCAAAGCUGGCCACUAUCUAGCGAUGACAACCUUGCUCUUGGAGAUGAGCACACCCUUCACCUGCAUAUCCUGGAUGCUCUUAAAGGCCGGCUGGUCGGAGUCUCUGUUUUGGAAGCUGAAUCAGUGGCUUAUGAUCCACCUUUUCCAUUGCCGCAUGAUUUUAACCUACCACAUGUGGUGGGUGUGUUUUUGGCACUGGGAUGCUUUGGUCAACAGCCUGUAUCUGCCUCAUUUUGCUCUCUUCCUUGUUGGACUGGCCCUCCUCACACUAAUCAUUAAUCCAUACUGGACCCAUAAGAAGACUCAACAACUGCUCAGUCCAGUGGAUUGGAACUUUGCGCAGCCAGAAACAAAAAGCUGUCAACCAGGAAGGGCCAAUGGUCAGAUACCCCAGAAGAAGCAGCAGUAGGUGUUUCUGGAACCCGGGACUCUAAUAGUGCCGACCCAAAUAACGGCACGUGCGAUAAUAUGAAGUUCCUCGAACAAAUAAUUUUAUAAAAAAUGAGGUAGCAAAUGUUUUUUGUUUGUCUAGUCCUGUUUCUCUAAGCAAAAUACUAACUUUAUAUUUCAUUAGUAGUAAUUUUCGAGUAGCCACAAAGUAUUUUUAAAACCUCGAUCCCGUCUCUAGGAGAUUUUUGCCGUCAUAAUUUCUUUGACUGUUAUGGUUUAUUCUUGUAAGCCUAACCAUGUUGCACCAUUUUUAGCAUUCCUUCAAGAAGGGGCUCUGUGGGGUCAAGGCAUUGCAAGCUGUCGAGAAGGAGGGAAGACGGCUUUGAUGGAAUACUUGAAGUGACUUCAUAUUAGAAGUGCCCACUUGGUGAAUGUGGCUGUCAGCAUUGAUUCUUUCUGUUCACGUGUUCACAUUUUGUGUUUUUUAUUCAAAAUCAUAUUCUUCUUUGUUGGAAAGAAUUGGCCUAAGAUGGAAAAGUACUGAUUGGUGUGCAGUGAAAUUUUAAAACUAUGUGUACAAUGGUGCCAUCUAGUGGCAAAAUCCUAUAAAGGCACUGUCAAGGAUUCGUGACCCUCAUGUAUGAAAAAAUAAACACCUGCCUUGAAAUUCACCCACCCUGAUGUGUGCAUGUGGGGUAAUUUAGGUUAGGUCUUCUAAGAAUUUUUUAUCAAGGAAGCUAUCUUAAAAUGAGCAUUUCAAAAAUUUAUAUUACUCGUAUGACAAAAUAAGUUAGGUUUUUCGUAAUUAGGUUUGUCUAGACGUUAGAGCUGUUUUUUAUGGACUAAGUUGCCGAUAGGUGCCCAGACUCGACCCUAAUUCCUUGGUGUUUCUCUGCAGAUUUCAAGGUAAGAUAGUAAUCCCGUUUUCCCUCAAGAUAAGAGCUAGAUGUGGGCACCUCACAGAUUAUCCUUGCAGCUACAGGGUCACUGAGGUCCCUUGCAGCAGUCCCUAGGGUGGGAUUCCAGAGUGCUGAGGUCGGAUCCUUCUUUCCUUAACGGCCUGAUAAAGUGUCCUGUCUCCCUGCUGACACCCACAGUCCAUCAUUUUUAUUGUGUCGUGGUAGAAUUCGUGCACCAGUUUAGCAGUUUUAUUGACACGUACGAACAUUUUGUCGUGGCCACGAGUGUGUAAUUAAAAAAAAGCUCCUGUCUUCUUGAAGGCACUGUUGACGUGUUUGUGAAAAACACGUUGCGUGUGUUGGUCGUGCAGGUCAUGCGUGAGUUGUGCUUGUUACGGAACACACAGCGAUCCGGGUAGCGUGCUUCGAUUAUGCAUGCUUUAAGCUAUACAGGUUAUUGGUUAUGUUUAGGUAAAGGUAUGUAAUACCUGUGUAUCUCGUUUUAAGAAGUGAUUUAACUUUUUAAAAACAUCCAGCAAGCCAUGCCCCUAUUAAGACUGUUAAACUGAAAACCCCAUAGCUUUCUAGCCGCCUGCUCUCUGGGCAGUUUUAUCCUUUCUUCAGGAGGCAGAGAGAGCUGGUGUUGUCUAACCGAGCAGAACUGUACUGAUGUAACUCAUGUUUACAGCACCCAAAUGGAUGUCAGUCCCUGUCUGAAAAUAAACGUACCUUACUGUCCAUAUCACUGUGAAUGUUUUCUCUCUCGAAGAUACAAAAUGUGAUAAGUCUUUAUGUGUUAAAAAUUCAGCUUAGAGUUUGAAGUAUUUAGUUUAAUGUGUAACUGACGUUCACUAGAACUUCGACUUUCCCAGGGGUCCACCCUUUAUGCCCUGAUAGGUCUUAAUAAAUAUGUUGCUGAAAUGCAAAGAGACAGGUAAGUGCCGUAAAAAUGCCAGCUAACCUGCUCUGUCUGGUCUCAUCCACACGUUGACACUCCAUUGCGACCCGGGCCUUCUCAGUAGCAAACACUAAAACAAGGGUGUUGGGUACCAAAAGCUUUUUGAAACGUAUGAUCCAGGAUCCCACGUGCUGUUAUUGCCAAGGGGCAGCUAAUACCUUCCAAAUCUGUGUGGCACUUUACUACGAGUCUUCACUAACCUCCUUCAGCCCUCCUGUCAACCCUGUGAGUGGAUACCACCUACAGAUGAGUAAAGAGAGAGACUCAGUACGGUUGAAGUGACUCUCGAGAGCCUCGGCUCUUACAUGCAAAGUUAGGGCUUGAAUCUGGGUCUGUCUGUCUCAAAGGAUGCAAACUGGCAGCCCUCCAGCUGCAGAUGUUUUUUGUUUGACUUGUAUGUUGUUUAUCACGAAUUAGAGCAAAUGUUAAGUGGGAGAUUUCGUGUAACAAUCAGGAUUUCUGAGUCUUGAAAAACCAGAAAAUCUGGCAAUAUUGGCCUUAACUGUCCGCAUGAUU
Loxodonta africana (African savanna elephant) is the source of this 9117-nucleotide messenger RNA. RefSeq names its product CLN8 transmembrane ER and ERGIC protein (gene CLN8). Gene Ontology annotation, molecular function: ceramide binding. The transcript has 3 exons. Bases 5897 to 6763 code for a protein of 288 amino acids. Gene Ontology annotation, biological process: phospholipid metabolic process; lipid homeostasis; nervous system development. Gene Ontology annotation, cellular component: endoplasmic reticulum; membrane. The record is from RefSeq and is a predicted model, not a curated record. Lineage: Eukaryota; Metazoa; Chordata; Mammalia; Proboscidea; Elephantidae.